GCGGCGGCGGCGCGGGCGGCCGCGAAGCGCCCCAAGAAGAUCCUGGACGAGGAGGCCUACAUCGAGGGCCUGGAGAGCAUCAUCCAGCGGGACUUCUUCCCCGACGUGCAGAAGCUGCGCGCGCAGAAGGAGUACCUGGAGGCGGAGGAGAGCGGCGACCUGGAGAAGAUGCGGCAGAUCGCCAUCAAGUUCGGCUCCUCGCUGGGCAGGCCGGCCCGCGACACGCCCGCGCCCUAUGUUACUCCAGCCACGUUUGAAACCCCUGAAGUGCAUCCACGUCUUCCACUUGCCAAUAAAUCCAAGGUUGGCUUCAAAGCUGCAGAGGAAGGAGAAGCGGAAAAAGAUGCUAAAGAUGAACUUCCCAGUCUGGACAGCUUCUUAGCAAAACACACGAGUGAAGAUAAUGCUUCAUUUGAGCAGAUCAUGGAAGUGGCUAAAGAGAAGGAGAAAGUCAAACAUGCUUGGCUGUACAGUGCAGAAGAGGAGUAUGCCCAGCGACGAAAUAACAACCUGGCACUUCCUUCAGCAGAGCAGCAGGCCCUUGAAAAUGUGAAAGCUGGGCUGGAGACGUGGGAGUACACGGCUCGGAAUACCCUCAUGUACUACCCUACAGGUGUACCCAAUGAGGAUGACAUAUUCAAAAAGCCCAGGGAAGUUGUCCAUCGAAACACACGUUUUGUGAAGGACCCUUUUAGUCAAGCUGUGAGCAAAUCCCAGCUCCAACAAGCUGCAGCACUCAAUGCUCAGUACAAACAGGGCAAAGUGGGACCAGAUGGGAAAGAGCUGAUACCCCAGGAGUCUCCAAAAGUGAAUGGAUAUGGAUUUGUGGCUACACCCUCUCCUGCUCCUGGUGUGAAUGAAUCUCCUCUUAUGACAUGGGGUGAAAUCGAAAGCACCCCUUUGCGUUUAGAGGGAUCAGAAACACCCUAUGUGGACAGAACACCUGGACCAGCCUUCAAGAUCCUGGAGCCUGGGCGCCGUGAGAGGCUAGGACUCAAGAUGGCCAACGAAGUAGCAGCUAAAAACCGAGCAAAAAAGCAGGAGGCCCUUCGAAAAGUCACAGAAAACCUGGCCAGCCUUACUCCCAAAGGACUAAGCCCGGCUAUGUCACCAGCUUUGCAACGGCUGGUGAACAGGACUGCGAGUAAAUACACAGACAAAGCACUGCGUGCCAGCUAUACCCCCUCCCCAGCCCACACGGGAACGCCCGGCUACAAGACGCCAGCAGCCGGGCCCCGGACGCCCACGGGCACCCCGCAGCCAAGGACAGUGUCUCAGACACCAGUGUCUCAGGAUACUACGUCAAUCACAGACAAUUUACUGCAGCUUCCUAAAAGAAGAAAGGCAUCUGAUUUCUUCUAAAGAAUUUCUGAUUUCUUCUAAAUAGUCCUUUCAUCAUCAAGGCGAUACUGGAUUAGCUGCCAACUGGAUGUGGUGGAACCAUCAGUAUUAAGGGGUGUCUAAGUGCAGCUGCCAGAAGAGAACGCAGCAGUUUCUAGUUCUGGGACCAGCUCUCCUGUUAGACCACAUCACUGAAGUAGCCUAUGAUGUGUUUUUUGGAAAUGAAACAUUUUCUAUUGUGCURUAACUUCCCUUGGAAACACAGGGAUAUGUUGUAUAAGGCUGCCAUAGCGUACGGAUGCUUCCUGCAGUGACAGAGAAAACAUUGGACUCUCGGAAAACAGCAAGGAUUUUGUGAAGAUAUUUUUCUCUUUUUGAGAUGACCCUGUGACUGCAUUUCAAUACUUCUGUGUACAGAUAUCUCUAUUUAUAAAAUGUGGUAAUACUUGCUCAAAGGUUGACUAAACCUUUCUGUAGCGUGUCAAAAUUCCUUCUGUGCUUUGCAGAAAAGGGAGGUAGAUCUUGCAACUUAAAAGCAAAGAUACAGUCAGGUCUGUAAGCUCCUCAGUUCCAUGUUCCAACUGUGCAUAUACUAAGACAGGACCCGGAAUUUUAGCGGUCUUCUCUUUAAUUUGACCAGAGCUUAAACUGAUGAUCUUGAGUGUACA
Nothoprocta perdicaria is the source of this 2009-nucleotide messenger RNA. It is a transcript of the gene ESS2, whose product is annotated as ess-2 splicing factor homolog. The record is from RefSeq and is a predicted model, not a curated record. Gene Ontology annotation, cellular component: catalytic step 2 spliceosome. Lineage: Eukaryota; Metazoa; Chordata; Aves; Tinamiformes; Tinamidae. The transcript has 10 exons. The annotation marks the transcript as partial.